Salvelinus fontinalis (brook trout) is the source of this 3456-nucleotide messenger RNA. Its product is annotated as leukocyte receptor cluster member 1 homolog. NCBI's taxonomy places the organism in Eukaryota, Metazoa, Chordata, Actinopteri, Salmoniformes, Salmonidae. The transcript is spliced from 4 exons. The record is from RefSeq and is a predicted model, not a curated record. The coding region runs from base 1879 to 2742 and encodes 287 amino acids.
AUCAUUUUCUCCUGGUGAGUGAUUUAGUCUUACUGAUCUCAACAUUUUCUCCUGGUGAGUGAUUUAGUCUUACUGAUCUCAUCAUUUUCUCCUGGUGAGUGAUUUAGUCUUACUGAUCUCAUCAUUUUCUCCUGGUGAGUGAUUUAGUCUUACUGAUCUCAUCAUUUUCUCCUGGUGAGUGAUUUAGUCUUACUGAUCUCAUCAUUUUCUCCUGGUGAGUGAUUUAGUCUUACUGAUCUCAUCAUUUUCUCCUGGUGAGUGAUUUAGUCUUACUGAUCUCAUCAUUUUCUCCUGGUGAGUGAUUUAGUCUUACUGAUCUCAUCAUUUUCUCCUGGUGAGUGAUUUAGUCUUACUGAUCUCAUCAUUUUCUCCUGGUGAGUGAUUUAGUCUUACUGAUCUCAACAUUUUCUCCUGGUAAGUGAUUUAGUCUUACUGAUCCGAUUGUCCAUUGCAGGUACAUGGGUCAGUGUGUUACUAUCUACCUUGUGUUUGAUGAUGUAAUAUUGCUUUGUAACUCAACAAAUGGGAGGCCCAUAUCUGCAUAGACUCAUAUGGUCAGCAUGGGUUAUUUCCAUGUGUUCAGAUUCCUGUACAUAACAUUCUGUGUUUGUUGCAUAAACAUUGCUCUCCUCUAUCUCCCUGUCCUAAUAGCCCACUCCCUACCCGGUAUCUUAUUCAGCCGCUAUGCAAUUUUGUAUCCGUUGUUUGCUGGCAACCUUGUUAUUUACUUACUUUUUGGAACAGAUUCCUGUUGGAACGUUCCACAAACUAUACCCACCCAUCAACUUGAAGUGCUUGUGAAAUUUGCCAGUUGAUUGUGUGCGACAACGUUCAGUCUGUGAUUCAGUUAAGCUUGGCCAUUUCUUACAUAUUGUGCAAUUUUGUAUCCGUUGUUUGCUGGCAACCUUGUUAUUUACUUACUUUUUGGAACAGAUUCCUGUUGGAACGUUCCACAAAUUAUACCCAGCUCACUGAGAGGGAACUUUCAUGUGCGAAUUGUGCCAGUACUGAAAAUACAAACGAAUAUACAGACCAGUCCAGCGUAUUGAAAGUCAGGUUAACACUUCCCUGUUGAUAUUUUGUCUGUUACUUCCCGAAAUAAGGACACAAUCAGCGGACAACAGGCAAAGCAAGUUGAAAUAAAGAUUAUUCAACAUUCUGACUUGUAAUAGGACUGUUCGGGAAUGCUGAACCUACAUGUUAGAUUUAAGAGUGUAAGUCUUUCACUCUCGGAUUCUAAAAAAGGCUACCUCUACUUUACAACAUUAAAUGUGUUUAUUUUUCUAAAUUUAUUUAAAUAUUGUUUACAUAUAUUUUUAAUGUUCUUCAGUUUAACAAUUUCUCUCUCGCUCUCAUAUAUAUAUCUCAGUAACUUGUGUAUUUAGAUCUCUGAAAUAAAUACAAAAUUAUAAGAAACAAAAUGAAAUUAUUAUUUCUGUCAUGUGCAACGUGCGCCCCCUGCUGACCCGUGAGAGAACUUCUACAAAAAAAAUUUACGUAGACGUUAUGACGUAAUUAUAUUUUCGGGUGUGUAUAUCCGGUUGUGGUUGAAUAGCUUUUUGGUUGCUUGUUUACCUUUCAGAUGUGUUAAAUAUAUUUUCUUUGGCUUUAUGCAAAUAUUUUAUUCGUUCGGUAACAGCUGUACAAAAUCCAGUGUCAGAAUUUACAUCUCUGUGAUUGAAAUAGCUGUUAAAAUUUUGUUGUUUUUUACAGGAAAUGGGUUAAGACUAGCUAACUUUAGCUAGCUAGCGAACUGGAGUUACAAUAGAGACUGACUGAAUUGCAAACAACAGAAGUCAGGGCAUGUUACGGUUUUGACACAUUUUUGUUUAACUGUACAAGCCCUGAUCAAAACAAACACUCGACUUCAGGAGAAAAAUGAAUAUUCUACCUAAAAAGAGCUGGCAUGUUCGCAACAAGGACAACGUCGCUCGCGUGCGUCGAGACGAGGCACAAGCCGCAGAAGAGGAGCGAGAGGUCCAACGCCGUGUGGAGCGAGCAGAGCAGGAGGCACGAACAGAGCACCUGAGACAGAAGUCACGAGCUGCACUUCAACAGUCUGGAGGAUGGAAGGAUGAAGGAGAGGGAGGUGAGAGAGGAGGGGAGGGGAGUGGAGGAGUGGUGGAACACCUCAAUCUAUUUCCUCUGGAGGAGUCGUCUGAGAAGAAAGGAAACGCAGAGUACCUCAAAGACCAGAAAGAUGAAAAGGAGCGUGAGGAGCGUGCUAUUGGUCUGCUAGUGUCCCUAGGCCCCCAACCUGGGACAGAGGUAACUCCAUGGUACAUGAAAACAGGCCAUGAAGAAGAGAAAGACGAAGAAAAGGAGAAAGAGAAAGACAACAAAGGAAAGAGACUGCCACUCAGUCAAGAGGAGAAGGAGAAGAGAGACAGACGACUGAAAGACAUGCUGGACCCCUUGAAAGAGAUGAAGAAAGCACUGGCGGUGAAGGAUAGAAAAGAACAUAAGAGUAAGAAGAAGGAGAAGAGGGAUAGAGGGGAGAGGAGAAGCAGUGGUGGAGAAAGCUCUAUUGAAAGGUUGCGAGCGGAGCGACUGCAGAGAGAGGCGGAGGAGAAGAGGAGAGCCCAGGCCUUGCUGGACCAGAAGAAUGGAACAGGGAAAGAGAAGGAGCGACCAAGGGAGACAGAGGAGAGGGAAAUGCCGUACAACAGUGCUUAUUUCCCAGAGCUGGCCCGCAAGAGGCAGAGGAAAGACCGCAAUGCCUGGAGAGAUGGCAUCUUUUGAAGUCAUACAUCAUGCAGUCUCAUUGUUUGGGCAACAGACACAGAACAUUGAGGCAUUCAAGAUGCAUUUAUUAGUAUUUGAAAGACACCGAAGACGUCGACAAGGACUAGAGAGCCUGGAAGGUUAUUCAGUUGUAUUGUUGUGAAAUGUGAGCCAGUGCUUUUAGCUUAUUCUUGCAGUAACAUGGAGUUAUGCGUGUAGGCAUACACUGUAGGUUGUUGAACUAGUGAAGAUGUGUACAAAAAUAGCAAAAAACUAGGCUAUCCUGAGUAUCCUAAGCAGACGUAUUGAUGAUUGUUGUCAUUGAAUGAUCAAUGUUAUUUCUAAUGAGGUAGAAAAAGAAAGGAAACCAAUCAAGAGAUUUGGGACAGCUGAGUGUAGUGUUGGUGUCUGUCUGGCACCCUGCUCAAGUGUGAGACAAUACAGAGAUCAUUUUGCUCCACAACACAAGACCACUGUUCAAGUUGGACUGUGUUUGAUGUUUUACUAUUGAUGGCAACAUUGUGUCACAAAUGUAAUUGUGUCUAUUCAAGUCUCAUGUCUUUUUUGUUUCUGAUAAUAGCAUGUGCCAAUUUAGGAGGAGUGUGUGUACAUGCAUCUGUUCUAUUUAACAAGCUGAUGUAGACAGAGUUUAGGGUGGUUGGCUCAACUAUUAUUGCACAUUUUCCAUUUCAAUUAAUUCAAUAAAAAUGUUAGGCCUGCCAAAUAACAAAA